Molecule: messenger RNA, 1233 nt
Organism: Paramecium pentaurelia
Lineage: Eukaryota; Ciliophora; Oligohymenophorea; Peniculida; Parameciidae
Source: the annotation of a GenBank genome assembly
AUGCAGGGCCCUUUUUAAGAGAAGGGAGUUCUAACUGACAUAUUGGCUUAAGUUGAAGAUGUGGAUGAAUAAAUAUUUAAUGCUAUAUUAGAAAUAUUAAGAAAGGAAAAAGUUUAAAAUUGUAUUGGAUAUCUUUCUGGUAAUAUAAUUCGAAUAUUUUUAGAAUCAUAAAUUUUAAAACAAAUAGAGAAUAUCACCCAAGCUGAUACUGAAUAAAAAUUGUCUGUUAUUACAAAUGACAUGAAAAAAAUUACAGAUGUAUUAACGAAUUUAAAAGAUCAUGACUUCAAUUACAAAGACUUUUCCUCUGAUGAAAAUCAAGAAUCUAAACUAAAUUUAAUUUAAAGCAUCAAGGAUACUAAAAAGGUCAUAUAAUUUCUGGAAUUUUUAGUUCACCUCACAUCUAUAGAUAACACUUUAAUAUAAUGUGGGUCAAAUUCAUUACAUAUAUUGGUUUAGAUGAAAGCUGAGCUUAAAAACAAAAAUUUUGAAAACAUUAAGAUUUAAAAUACUUCUUUGAUUGGAAGUAAUUUUGUUAGAGGUAAUCUAAGUGGAUCAGAAUUUAAUAACGUUAACAUAAGCGGAAUUAAUUUGAAUGGAGCAUUGUUAUUUAAAUGUAAAUGGAAAAACAUAAGAAUCCUUGAAUUAAAUAUACUAAAUGGUCAUAACGGUUUAAUCAAUUCGGUUUGUUUUUCUUCUGAUGGAAAUACAUUAGUAUCUGGUAGUAAUGAUAAAUCUAUCCGACUAUGUGAUGUCAAAACAGGAUAAUAAAUAGCCAAAUUGGAUGGUCAUUAUUUAAAAUAUAUGGUCAGGUUAGUGUAGGGAUUAUUUAUUUAAAUAUUACAAAAAAUGUUAUCAAUUUUGCUUGAGAGUGAUUUAAAUUUAAAUGAUACUACUUGUAAUUAAUAAUCUAAACAGAGAACAGUAAGCAAAAUGAAAAGAUUAAAAUAAAGAUCGAUAUAAUUACUUAAAGAAAACUUAAUUAACACAACAUUCUUUUAUUAAACAUCUACAAUAUAAUAUGACAGAUUUACUUAAUUUAUUACUAUUUACAAAAGAGAUUAGUCUUAACAACAUAAUUAAUAAUUUUGUAAUAUUAGUUCAUAAAUACUAAAAGAUAUUUUUUAUAAAAAAAAUAAGAAAAAAGAUAAAUUAAGAAUAUAUUUACAAAAAUAAACUUAAUAUAAGAAUGAUAAAGAAAAAAAAAUUAGAUUGGAUGAUAUUUCAUAUUGA